AUGAUCACUGCCAAUGGCGGAGAUCCUACCGAGAAAUGGCAACAAAAGCAGCUCAGCUAUGCUAACGUCUCGAGGCAGUCAAGCUCGCCGCACCAUCAUGCGCGCGCUGCCAAUCUGCAGCAACGAGGACUGAGCUCUUCGGCUGUGGCCAUUCACGAUCCAUCGCGGCUCAACAGACCGGCAUCUGCCGCGUCGACUACUGGUCCUGCACCAAGCACAACCUCUGGCGGCUUUGCUGCAGACGAAGGCGUGCGGGAGAAGGAUUCAUCCAAAGCGCCAAUUAAUGCAGUCAGCGCUAUCGUCGGCAAAGAAGCCGGAGCGCCCGCUCAGACAUGGACGACCCUUGAUCUUGGCGGUAUGGCGCUCAAGAACAUGUCAGACGGGAUAUUCCGGUAUACCUUCCUCACGACGCUUUACAUUUCCCACAAUGCCUUGACGGUCUUGCCCAGCUCCAUCUCACAGCUCAACUCCCUAACAUUGCUGGACGUCUCGUCCAACAAGCUCUCCUCCUUGCCGCCAGAGCUAGGUCUAUUGACUAGGCUGAAAGAACUACUCGCCUUUGACAAUCACCUGUCGAGCUUACCGCCAGAGCUAGGUACGCUCUAUCAGCUCGAUCUCAUCGGUCUAGAGGGCAAUCCGCUCAACGAGACUCAUCGGUCGCUGUUGGACGAAAAGGGCACAAAGUCGCUGAUCGAUUACUUGCGGGACUCUUGCCCGAUCGCUCUACCCCCGCCAGAUCGUGACUGGAUAACGCUCGACACGCAAGAUCUGGGCUCGCUAGAGAACGAAGAUGCGCCCGCGCCAGAGUCAUUCUCUUUGCUAUGCUACAACAUACUCUACGACAAGUAUGCGACCGCGCACAUGUACGGCUACACGCCAAGCUGGGCGCUAGCGUGGGAUUACCGGAAGGACCUAAUUUUGCAAGAAGCUAUGUCCUAUGAGUCGGAGAUACUCUGUCUACAGGAAGUCGAUCAGGAGCAAUUUGAGGACUUCUUCCUGCAUCAUCUAUCUCAGCAAGAUUACGAAGGCGUCUUUUUUCCAAAGUCGCGAGCGCGGACAAUGUCGAGCGAUGAAAAGCGGCAUGUCGACGGCUGUGCGACGUUUUACAAAUCCACGACCUUCUCGCUCGUUGAGCAGCAGCUCAUCGAGUUCAACCAGAUCGCGAUGAGGCGGCCUGACUUCAAGAAGACGGAAGACAUGUUCAACCGCGUUAUGACAAAGGAUAACAUUGCCGUCGUCACCUUGCUAGAACAUCGACAAUCGGGCGCAAGGCUUAUCGUGGCCAACGCGCAUAUCUACUGGGAUCCCGAAUUCAAGGAUGUCAAGCUUGUGCAAGUCGCCAUGCUGAUGGAAGAGCUAGAGAAGAUCGGGCAAUCCUUCAGCAAGCUACCACCGAAGCGCGAUCUCGGUGAAGGCUACACUACUGCGCCUAGCUACUCAGAUGGCACAAAGAUUCCGACCAUCGUUUGCGGCGAUUUCAAUUCCGAGCCAUCCUCUGGCGUGUAUCAUUUCCUAGCGAACGGCGCAGUGGGUAGAGACCAUCCCGACUUCAAGUCUCACAUCUAUGGCAAUUAUACAUCUGAUGGACUUGCCCAUCGAUUCAACCUCCGUUCUGCCUACUCUCAUGGUGAUGAGCUUCUGCCGUUUACCAACUACACACCAGGCUUCAAGGGAGUCAUCGAUUACAUAUGGUAUACCGCCAGCACGCUCAGCGUGACAGGCCUGCUCGGUCCCGUGGAUAGCAAGUACCUCGAAAAGGUCGUCGGCUUCCCGAGCUCUGCUUUUGCUUCAGAUCAUCUGUCUCUUUUGUCCGAGUUCAAGAUCAAACCAGUUGUAGCACCAGUGCGCAAAUCCAUAGCGAGAUGGUAG
Molecule: messenger RNA, 1869 nt
Organism: Mixia osmundae IAM 14324
Lineage: Eukaryota; Fungi; Basidiomycota; Mixiomycetes; Mixiales; Mixiaceae
Exons: 3
Coding region: 1-1869 (622 amino acids)
Biological process (GO): nuclear-transcribed mRNA poly(A) tail shortening
Cellular component (GO): CCR4-NOT complex; cytoplasm; nucleus
Molecular function (GO): poly(A)-specific ribonuclease activity; protein binding
Source: RefSeq, a predicted model, not a curated record